AUGAGGCAGUACUGGCACACGGACGAGGUGUCACGUCAACAUGGCAACUCAGCUGAGCGCGACAUGUGGAAGGUGAGUAACUCUCCUACAGCUCACCGCCACCCUCGAUGGCAGCCCACCGAGCCGGGCGGGGGCGACGCGGUGUACGCUAAGUUUCUCAACUGGGCGUCCUACAAGAGCUUUAAGGAGCGACAGAGAGACGACUUCACUGACCCUGGACGCACCCUUUUCCUCUCGACGCGGUGCAAGUGCCUGGUCCUCCCUGCCAUGGAGCAGUGCGCGUGCAAGAUCCACUCGCAGCAGGUGCUAUACAUCGAGGCCCUGGCCAAUGUCGACAUGACCAGCCACGGGGAAUGCCGGUGUCGAUGGUGCAACGCAGAUGGCGGCAGCAGGUGGCGGGAAACGUGGAAGCACUUGGGCACAUUCUCCGAUGCGAUUGCCUGCCCCAAGGUCGACUUGCGGGCGGCGGACCCGGAGGGUGACGGUUGGAUGGGGCGGAAACCGGAGUGCAACGCUUUGGACUGCGCGAAGUGUGGGUUCGGGGGGGCUGACGGCAUUCCCAUCUGCAGCAAGCUAGAGAACUCCGAGCAGACGGUGGCGUGGAAGAUGUUCGAGGACGUGAUCACUGUGCCUACAUCAGCAGAUGGCAAGAUCAAGACCAAGAAACUCGCCAACCAGACCGUGCCGAAGGAGGGUAAGCUCUGCGAUCUUUGGUCGGCAUUCAAAGAGCACACCAAGCUGUACAUGGCUCACCACUCUAUCGCCAAGUGGCAAAGGCACUGCCACGGGCGUUGCUUGGAGACGUUUCAGGACGGUGACCUUGUCAUCGAGACCGACUUUGCCGAUAAGUACACCCACCAAUCCUUCAUCAGCAUGAUGAUGCCGGUUUACCCGCAGACAACGCUCAUGGUGGCCAUCGUACACUUCAACCCGCAGACGCACGUGGGGGGUGGCAGGGUGCACGUGACGGAAACAUGGAUCUUUGCAUCUGAGGACAUGGCGCAUGACUGCGAUUUCCACCUGCACGGCUUGGCUAGGAUGGCGGACUACUAUCUGCGUGGCGACGGGAGCGAAGCAACACCUGCCGCCCGGUAAGUAGGCCGGACGCCCCGGAUUCACAUGUUCACGGAUGGAUGCGGGAAGAAGUACAAGGGAAGGCGGAAUUUCCGCUUCUUGACCGACAGCGUGCGGCAAAUCGGCUUCUUCAUCGACCACCACUUCGCGGCCACAUCUCACUUCAAAGGUUGCCAUGAUGGGAUUGGCGGAGUGGCAAAGAACGCC
Molecule: messenger RNA, 1281 nt
Organism: Ectocarpus sp. CCAP 1310/34
Lineage: Eukaryota; Phaeophyceae; Ectocarpales; Ectocarpaceae
Source: the annotation of a GenBank genome assembly